AUGGCGGACAGCGCCGACAUGGGGGAGCUGCUCGCGGCUUUUAAGAAGUUCGCCGUCCGAGGAGACACGAAGGCGAACGGGAAGGAGCUGAACGGGAAGAACUGGGCCAAGCUCUGCAAAGACUGUAAGAUCAUCGACGGCAAGGGCGUGACCAGCACCGACGUGGACAUCGUCUUCUCCAAAGUCAAACAGAAGACGUCUCGCGUCAUCACGUACGAGGAGUUCCACCGGGCGCUGCAGGAGCUGGCUCCCAAGAGGUUCAAAGGUCAAAGCAAAGAGGAGGCGCUGCGCUCCAUCGAGGCCCUGGUGGAGGGGGGGGAGCCGUCCAACGCCGGAGUGACGAAAGUGGCGAAGACGGCGGCGGUGGACCGUCUGACCGACGCCUCCCGCUACACGGGAUCACACAAAGAGCGCUUCGAUGAGAGCGGCAAGGGCAAAGGUCGCGAGGGCCGCGAGGAGCUGGUGGACAAGACCGGCUACGUGGGCGCGUACAAGAACGCCGGCACGUACGACGCCAAGGCUCCGGAGGAGAAGUAG
Molecule: messenger RNA, 537 nt
Organism: Limanda limanda (common dab)
Lineage: Eukaryota; Metazoa; Chordata; Actinopteri; Pleuronectiformes; Pleuronectidae
Gene: tppp3
Product: tubulin polymerization-promoting protein family member 3
Exons: 3
Coding region: 1-537 (178 amino acids)
Biological process (GO): microtubule bundle formation; microtubule polymerization; positive regulation of protein polymerization
Cellular component (GO): microtubule
Molecular function (GO): tubulin binding
Source: RefSeq, a predicted model, not a curated record